Molecule: messenger RNA, 1068 nt
Organism: Globicephala melas (long-finned pilot whale)
Lineage: Eukaryota; Metazoa; Chordata; Mammalia; Artiodactyla; Delphinidae
Gene: LTB4R2
Product: leukotriene B4 receptor 2
Biological process (GO): neuropeptide signaling pathway
Cellular component (GO): plasma membrane
Molecular function (GO): G protein-coupled peptide receptor activity; leukotriene B4 receptor activity
Source: RefSeq, a predicted model, not a curated record
AUGUCGGUUUGCUACGGUCCCCCGGGAAACGAGACGCUGCUGAGCUGGAAGACCUCGCGGGUCACAGGCACAGCCUUCCUGCUGCUGGCGGCGCUGCUGGGGCUGCCUGGCAACGGCUUCGUGGUGUGGAGCUUGGCGGGCUGGCGGCCCGCACGGGGGCGACCGCUGGCGGCGACGCUCGUGCUGCACCUGGCGCUGGCCGACGGCUCGGUGCUGCUGCUCACGCCGCUCUUCGUGACCUUCCUGACCCGGCAGGCCUGGCCGCUGGGCCAGGCGGGCUGCAAGGCCGUGUACUACGUGUGCGCGCUCAGCAUGUACGCCAGCGUGCUGCUCACCGGCCUGCUCAGCCUGCAGCGCUGCCUCGCCAUCACCCGCCCCUUCCUGGCGCCCCAGCUGCGCAGCCCGGCCCUGGCCCGCCGCCUGCUGCUGGCCGUCUGGCUGGCCGCCCUGGUGCUCGCCAGCCCGGCCGCCGUGUACCGCCACCUCUGGGCGGACCGCGUGUGCCAGCUGUGCCACCCGUCGCCCGCCCACGCCGCCGCCCACCUGAGCCUGGAGACCCUGACCGCCUUCGUGCUGCCCUUCGGGCUGGUGCUCGGCUGCUACGGCGUGACGCUGGUGCGGCUGCGGGGCACCCGCUGGGGCGCCAGGCGGCACGGGGCGCGGGUGGGCCGGCUGGUGGUCGCCAUCGUGCUGGCCUUUGGCUUGCUCUGGGCCCCCUACCACGCUGUCAACGUACUGCAGGCGCUCGCCGCGCUGGCUCCGCCCGAAGGAGCCUUGGCGAGCCUGGGCGGGGCGGGCCAGGCGGCGCGAGCCGGAACCACGGCUCUGGCCUUCUUCAGCUCCAGCGUCAACCCGCUGCUCUACCUCUUCACCGCCGGGGAUCUACUGCCCCGGGCGGGUCCCCGCUUCCUCACGCGGCUCUUCGAGGGCUCCGGAGAGGCCCGAUGGGGCGUCCAGUCUAGGGUGGGGGCCAUGGAGCUCCGAGCUAGCACUCGGCUCAAAGUGCUGGGGCAGGGCCGUGGCAAUGGAGACCCUGGGGGCGGGGCGGAGAGGGACAGUCAGGGAUGA